AUGAGUGGAUCAAAUUUGAGUGUACAACCAUCAUCGUCAUCAUCAUCACCUGGAACAUCAUCAUCAUCGGUUUCGUCUUCUCAACUUACUCGGGUGAAGAGAUCCAUCUCAUCAAAUUCUUUGACCAAUGUAAAUUUACAACAACAACAACAACAACAAUCAUCCAUUGUCAAUGGGAAAUAUGCGAUAUGGAAUCGUCAAAUCAAGCGAUUGUGUGUUAAUAAUCAACAAUUUCAAUCAACAGCACUUUCUACGUUACAAAUACAGAAAGGAAAGCUGCAAAAGCUGUUAACCAAACCAAAGCCAACAACAGGAGGUGUAUCUUCUGAACCAACAGUUCCUACCAACAUGAACCUCUAUAUUCCAAUCAUUAACCAGUAUCGGGUUGAUUUCUACACAUCAAAUGAUUCCAGAAUCAAAGACUGUAAUAGUAGACAUUGGUCUGCUUGGUAUCGCAAUCCCUAUUUUCACCUAUUUAUUGUGCAAGCGGAAGACUUGGACAUUUACAAAAACCACAUCAAGCCAAAGCUCAGAAAGUGGGUUGAUUACAUGAUCGAAAGAGAGUACGAAUAUCUUAUUUGUUAUGUGUCAAGCUCAACAUCAUCAGGAGAUUUAUUCAAAAAAUUUUCGCUCUUUGGAAAAGUCUAUGACAAGUUGAAGAGUGACUUUGCUAAACCAACCCUGUCAACAGGGGCAACAACUUCUAGUGUCAUUACUUCUUCAGUAGGAAGUAGAGUUAUCAAACUCGGACUGCAACACGCCAUGUCAGGUAAUAAUAAGAGCUCUCAAGAUGACAGCGUGGUUUCAACAGGAUCCGCUAGCGCUGCAGUAAAGGAAAUGUAUCAAAGAAUUCAUGAGGGCAUUCUAAACGAGUUUUCAAGACGAUGUGCCAAGUACGAGGAUGAAAUCAAAAAAUCGGAACAAAACAUGAAUCUGCCUGGUUGGCAAUUUUCUCAAUACUUUAUUCAGAAAGAAGGACUUUCUUUCCUCCUUGAACAAUUUGGAUUAUUCGUCAACUCACUAGGAAUUUACAACCAGAUCCUUGGAUUUGCUUCAUCAGAGCGUAAAUUAAUUAAUUAUUCAAACUUUUUGAACUCAUCAACCCUGAAAAUUACGAAUAUAUUGGAUGAUCUUUAUGAAAGCUUUAGAGAAGAUAUGAGAUCCUCAAGAAUUUCUGAAUUUGAAUUUUUAAAUUAUGUAUUUUCGCGACAAAUGCACCUGUACUUGAAACUGAAUUCUCCCGAUCAAGUUGCUCGCCUUGGCGCCAUUCACGUCACCUCCAUGCUGAGACGACUCGAACAAGAAUUACUGGGAAAUACAGAUAACGAAGUCAAAAAGUGGACCAAUGAGCAAUUAUAUUACUACAUGUACAUGCAUGCAUGGGCUUAUUGUAGCGCGUUUUGCAUCGCUGAAGAAUGCAGCAAGUAUUUAAAUACCAAUGACAUGAAAGAUGAAGCAAAGAGAAAUCUCUACCGACUAUGUGGUGACAUUUAUUUGUACUGCAGAUAUGAAUUUCAGUUGUUGGGGACUGUGUUUAAUGUAGACUUGUUGUGGGAUAAUCUUUUCGUAUCAGGAGAAGGAAAGCAUUUUGACCUAAGCCUCAAACAUAUUGAUUCCACUGAUGAUCUUUUUGCGGGAUUUCCUAUCAUUUCAAGCUUAGAGUAUUCAAAAUUGGCACUUGGUCAAUCUGGACUUGUUGAUGAGGAAGCGAAAGCAGUCGAAUCAGAAAAAUUUAUUCUUCGUUACAAAUCCAACUAUUUACCUGCCAUUAUUUUAAAAACGUCUUUGCUGUCUCAAAAAGAUUUUGAUGAUAGAUUUUUAGAGAUCACGACACUGGUUGCCGAUUGCUACAAUAAUGGUUUGAGAAAUCGUUUCUACCAAAAGCUGAAUGGUGACAUUGCUGCUAUCCAUUUUAGACAAGGACGAUACAUGGAAGCUUUAAAUUAUUUGCAAGGCCAAUUUUCCAUGUAUUUGAGUGAUGGCUGGUUAGGAAUUGCGACGGACGUAUUGAUUAAGAUGGCUGAAUGUUCUAAACAAAUGCAAUCACAUCAAUCCUAUGUCUCCUCAUGUAUUGACCUCAUAUCAUCAUGUUACACAACUACAGAACAAAAGAAAUUCUAUUGGAAUGAAAUGAUCGAGACUCUAAAUUCUUCACCCGAUAAUGUUAUCAAGAGGUUGGACGACUCUCAAGCUUCUUUGUACUACACCUGUUUAACACAGAAUGGGCAAAACGAAGCGUACUUGGAGUUGGGAAAAAUGUUAAACCUGACAGUGACUAUUGUCAAUGAGUCUCUCAUUGAUGGAUUUAUUGCUCAAAAACUCACUCUGACAUUUGCCUUAGUGGAGGAAACUUCUCACAGGCUGAUCAUUUCAAGAGAUAUUGAAAAUGUUCCUAUCAAAAGAGGUAAAAACAUUUUUGAAAUUGAAGAAUUAAUGCUCAAGUUAGGUACUUACAGAUUGGAAAAUAUCAAAUUAAGAAUUGGAGACAAGCUAGAUCUAAUACUUCUUCCAAAGAAAAAGGAAGAAGAGCUUGUCUAUAAUAGACCGUUUGUCACCCUCUCGUCAGAAAAGACAAAACGAAAAAAAGAGCUAACAUCAUCAAAAUCAACAAAAUCCAGCAAUACAGAUACUGCUUCUGAUGUUGGUGAUCAAAUGGAUCAGUUGAUGGAUGAUGAAACCUCUUCCUUCACAACCACUACCAUCAUUACAAAGAAAGAUAGCUUGAAAUCAGCUUUCCUUCUUCUCGUUCUAGAUUCAAGACCGGCUCUCACAAUCGAAACACUGAAAGAACAACUCUUCCUUCUCAAUUCCAACCAUUACUUUUCCAUUACCGUUGACACUAAAACUGAUCUUGUAGAAAAAGGUUACAUGGCCAUCCAUUCUCUUUCUCCAAAUUUAACAGUUUGUCCCGACAAGAAAGGAUUAAUCAUUGUAGACAAUCAGCCAGAGCAAGAAAUCAACAUCAAUGAUUGCUCCAUUUUAAUUCCUCAACUAGGUUACGGUCGUCGUAUCACAUACAAAAUUCCUAUUAAGGCACAAAGCUCCAGUCACACAAAUAUUCAAUCAAAGGCACCAGAAGUGUUUAACAUGAGCUUCCAAGCUAAAUAUGAGAAACAAGUCACCAAUGAGACGUUCACACUUUCCAAAACUUUUGAAAUCAACUUUUUCCAACCAUUCAUUUGUAAAUGCCAUACCACCAAGCUUGCUUCUGGUAUAUACAUGUUGCAACUUGUGGCAACCUGUAUUACACCAAAACCUCUCCAAAUUUCCAAAUAUUCCAUCAUUCCUACAGAUUCAUUCAAGAUAUUGAAAGAUUACAAUGAGCACUUGUUCUCUCCUAGCAAACCAAUGGAAGUAUUUUGCGAGGAUACAGUAUCAUUCACAUUUAAAGUGGAAGUGAAAAAUCUCAAAUCUUAUACACCUCCAACCAUGGAUAUUACUUUUAGUAUUCCAACGCAAGAUGCUACUGCUUUGUAUCAUUAUAUUGUUCCAUGUUUUAGCAUUGAAGAUGAAAUUGAACCAGAAUAUUCUAUUGACAUUCGAUGUUUCCCUCAUUAUAAGAAUGAAUCUCUUUCUCCAAAGCUUGACAGAGACGAUGACGAUGAAGAAGCCAUUGAACUCAUUUCUACAAAGAAAUCCACAAGUUCAACCACUCAGAUCGUUGUUGGUCGAUCUUGUAUAAUGGAACUCGAAGUCGAUAAAUUGAACACCUAUAGUAGCAAUUCCACAUUGGACAGUAAGGACACCAUUCUCAUGUUGGACAUUUCUGCCAAUCCAGAUCAUUGGGUCAUCUCUGGUUCCAAUAGAAUUACUCUCAACCGUAAUUGGACGAAACCAGUACGUGCUGAAGUGACACUCAUUCCUUCAUCGAGUGGUCACGUGUCACUUCCAACAGUGGAUAUUAUUCGAAAAUCAAUUUCAACUGGAGCUGAAGUGAGUCUAUCAUCGGUCAUUCAAAGAUCUUACUAUGGAAUGGAGAAUAAGGGAAGAGUAUUGGUACUUCCUCCUUCCACCAAAGACGUCAUGUUUGGUCCAAUUUUCCCAAUUAACUUCCCUAAUGUGGAUCUUUCAUUCUUGAAUAUGGUGAAUGUACAGAGUCCAUCUUCUCUCUUUCCAACAACUAGUUCAAGCUCUUUAAAUAAUGGAACUUUAGAGAGUGGAGAACCAUUGAUCAAUAUUAAGCCAAUUCCACUGCGCACAUUUGUGAAUAGUAGUAGUAAUGGUAAGAAGGGAGAAAAUGUCCCAACACCAAACUCGGCCACUGCCUUAAUGCCUCAAGGUGGAUCCUCUUCGAACAGUAGUAAGGACGAUGACAUUGAUAAUGGCUCUACAUGGAACGAAGGACCACUCGGUCGACAAGCUCAAGAUCUUAAUGCUGUUGAGUAUGAACAGUUUGUGACACCAAAUAUUGUCGAUUCAUCUUCGGACAGCAACUCUGCAACAGCAGUGAUCAAUCCAGUGGCUAUUCCAAUCUCUAAAAUUGCAUCACCACCUCCUCAUUUAAAGACGAACGAUCGAUUGAAGUUAUUACCAAAUUCUCCAAGACCUACACCUCGAACGGCAAUGAUCAAUAUGAGACGAAGAGGAAGCAACGUUCGCCAUUCACGAACCAAGUCAGAAUAUCUUUCAUUCAAUUCGGAAAUGGAUGACGGACCAAAAACAGAAAUUCCAGCAGGCACCUCCACAGCGACACAUCAACACGAAGUUCAGACCACACUUAACGCUCCUUUGAGCGAAGCUGAGCUGAAUUCAGAAGGCGAGCCAGAAGCAGAAGAUGUUUCCGAUGAGGAAACUCCUUCGAAUUAA
Molecule: messenger RNA, 4806 nt
Organism: Naegleria lovaniensis
Lineage: Eukaryota; Heterolobosea; Eutetramitea; Acrasida; Naegleriidae
Exons: 1
Coding region: 1-4806 (1601 amino acids)
Biological process (GO): intra-Golgi vesicle-mediated transport; early endosome to Golgi transport
Cellular component (GO): TRAPPII protein complex
Source: RefSeq, a predicted model, not a curated record